ACCAUUUCAUCCUCUCCGCCGUCGAAGCGCUGCUUCCUCUCCACCCUCGACGUCGACGGCAUCUCUCCGUUCCUUGCCGUUGACGGCAUCUCUUUGUUCCUCGCCGUCAACAUCUCCUUGUGCGUGCCUUCUUCUAAAACCCUGACACAAACCUUCCUUGUGCUGCGAUUUGGAGCGAAAUCUCGUAUCAUCCUCUCAAACCCUUGUUCGAGUUCGACAGCGCUUCCUUGGAUUCCAGAAACGAGUUUAUUCAAAGCCUAAUUUUGAAGCUGCAAGUGUUGAUCUGAGUCCUUGUUUCGCUUAAGCAACAAAAGAAUUCAGCAGUACCGCGUGAUAAGCAGUGCAUCAACUUGGCUGUACCCUCGUUUCUUUGUUCUCGUGGCUGGACUUGGAGCUUGUAUAUUACAUUGAGGACAACACAUUUAGAAAGUGAUGGACAAAGAGUGGACUAAACUUCCAAGAUAUAGUUAUGAGUACAUUCAGGGUGUUCAUCGGUUUUUAGACUUUGCCUACACUAGUGGAAGACCUCAAGGAGAUGAGCUUUUAUGCCCUUGUGCUAAGUGUAAAAAUCUGUAUUGGAAGUUAGUCAAGCUGAAAUGUUUAUAGAGACUCGGCAAAGCCGAAAAGGAAAACAAGUAGAUGAGGAAACACAAAUUGUCAUUGAUAAGCUCCAAGACUCUAUCCAGAACUCAAGUGAAUCUGAAACUUUUAAGUCAUUGUUUGGGAAAGAAAAGCCUGGUAGAGUUCGUUGCUAUGGAAGAACCGCCACACCAUCCAUGAUAAAAAGAAAUGAAGAAAUGUCUAAUAUGCAAAAGCAACAUAGCAAUGAAAUGAAUAGCAUGAAGAGGGAGAUGGAUGGAUUGAAGUCACUUGUAAGGAAUAUGAUGAAGCAACAAAACCCAAAUUUGAGUGAAGAAGAGCUUGCUAAUAUGAUGGCAGCUGCUUUGGGAAGUGACAAUAGUGCUGCUCCACAUUCGUCUGCAUCAACCCAUAAUCCUCAUCUUGAUGAAGAGAAUGAGGAGGAAGAAGUUUUUCAGGAAGGUGUAGACGAACAAGAAGGAGGAAGAGACAUUGGAGAAGAAGAGGAAGAAGAAUAUGAUGAAUGAGUUGUUUAAAAAUGAUGAUUUAUGUUUUCUAUCUCUUGGAACCUAGCUUUGUUUUAAAAUUUUGAUGAAGACAUCUAGACAUAAAUAUAUUUUUGGAACUUAUUAGUUAAUGUUGACAACUUAAUGUAGACAUUACUUUUAAUGAAUGCAUAUUUUGAUAUGCUAGCUUUAUAAUU
This is a messenger RNA of Lotus japonicus, 1282 nucleotides long. RefSeq lists its product as uncharacterized. Bases 597 to 1106 code for a protein of 169 amino acids. The record is from RefSeq and is a predicted model, not a curated record. Lineage: Eukaryota; Viridiplantae; Streptophyta; Magnoliopsida; Fabales; Fabaceae. The transcript has 6 exons.